This is a messenger RNA of Lichtheimia ornata, 1077 nucleotides long. RefSeq lists its product as uncharacterized. Lineage: Eukaryota; Fungi; Mucoromycota; Mucoromycetes; Mucorales; Lichtheimiaceae. The record is from RefSeq and is a predicted model, not a curated record. The transcript is spliced from 9 exons. Gene Ontology annotation, biological process: TOR signaling; regulation of actin cytoskeleton organization. Gene Ontology annotation, molecular function: protein binding. Gene Ontology annotation, cellular component: TORC2 complex; TORC1 complex. The coding region runs from base 1 to 1077 and encodes 358 amino acids.
AUGGCCAACGGUGGCAAUAACUCCAAUGCCCAGCACUACGAUCAGCAACAAGGUCAACAAGAAUACUAUGCUCAAUUACAGCAACAGCAACAGCAGCAACAGCAGCAGCAGCAGCAACCUCCAUUACAAAACGACAGCCAUUCGGUCAUCCUUGUUACAGCAGGCUACGACAACACCAUUCGUUUUUGGGAAGCAUUGAGUGGUAUUUGUUCGCGUACUAUCAAACACCCAGACUCGCAAGUCAAUCGGUUAUGCAUUUCACCUGACAAGACUACGCUGGCGGCUGCAGGCAAUCACUCUGUAAGGUUAUACGACGUGAAUAGCCCAAAUGAGAAUCCAUUUGUUGUCUUUGGAGACCACACAGGCAAUAUCACAGCAACUGGUUUCCAUGGGGAAGGUCGUUGGAUGUUUACAGCAAGUGAAGAUGGGCAGCUAAAGAUUUGGGAUACUCGAUCAGGCAACAAUCCCGUAUUGACAAGAAACUUCAGCAACGGUGCACCUAUCAAUGAUGCUGUGAUGCAUGCUAAUCAAGGCGAAUUGGUGACCUGUGAUCAAAAUGGCAGUGUUAAAAUAUGGGAUCUUGCAGCUCAUGCUUGUACGCAUGAAUUGGUGCCUGAAGAAGGCGUUCCGAUGCGUUCAGUGAGUGUUGCUUCCGAUGGUUCCAUGAUGGUGGCAGCCAACAACAAAGGCAAUGUCUAUGUAUGGCGUAUGACAAAUACCUCCUCUGAUUGUGCCGAAAUCGCUCCUGUCACCAAGUUCUCUGCUCACAAUGAUUACAUUUUGCGUUGCGUACUGAGCCCCGACACAAAAUUGCUGGCCACCUGUUCGGCGGAUAAGACAGUGAAGAUAUGGAACACUGAACAGAAUUUCAAGUUGCAAAUGACCCUGACAGGACAUCAACGAUGGGUGUGGGAUUGUGCGUUUUCGGCAGAUUCAGCUUAUGUUGUCACUGCAUCUUCGGAUCACGUAGCACGACUAUGGGAACUCGCACAAGGUGAGACGAUUCGACAAUACAAUGGACACCACAAAGCUGCUGUUUGUGUGGCUCUCAAUGACCUAUCGGUUGGUUAUGCAUAA